GUCAACAUCAGGGGAGCCAGGUGGACGAGAGGCGCAAACUCAGAGUCAAAGCCUCUUGGGCUUCUAUUAGUAUUAGCUAGGCACUUCAGAUGUGGCCCCUUCUUGUGGCGUGCAGGUUGCCAUGGAGACGUUCUCUGCUAGCAUAGCUGGAUGUGUCUGCGCAAGAGGCCGGCCUCUGUUCCAGCUGCGCGGUUCCUGACGUCAAGAGGGUAUUUCACCUGGCGCUCUAUUGUAGUCCUUAAAUGAUGACACAGAAGGUUAUGUAGGCUGGGCAGCAAUGGGGGAGCAGUCUGGCAGCUGGUCGCUCGAGGAUUUACUCGAGGGAGGGGACAUCAGCCGGACGCUGAGUGGACGGUCUGCUGAGCACAGCGGAAGGACCGUCACGCACGAUGCUCAGAGCGUAAGGGCAAACGAGGGCAGCAGCUCAGAAUUCCAGCAUUUAGGGACGAGAGAUGGACCGAUAGGGCGGACCGUAGGUGGUGGUCUGGAGGUGGGAAUUGGUCCCGAGCAAGGGGUGCCCGUUCUUUUGAAUGGGUCAGGGUAUCUGCCUGGGCCGGGGUCCUACGGUUUUGGGCAUGAUGCUAGGAACGGGGAGCACCAUCCUGGUCACAUCAACUCUCACAAGACGGGUGCUGACGUCAGCAAUCAUGAAGAGGGAAUUGAGAUGCCCCCAGACAAGGUGGUCAAAGCUUAUACGGAGAAGCAACGGUUGCCAAAAAGCGACGCUCUUCUCAGCGCUCCUGCUGCGAACGGCACCGCAAAGGAAUGGGAGAGAGUGCACGGGCCGCAGCCCUCGAGCGGCCUGGCGGCGACCCUUGGCAGGCAGGCGGCACGCCAGCUCAUCCUGCUCGCACUCCUGCUCCGUGAUGUAAUCAUGGGCCUCAUGGGGGCUUCUGCGCACCUUUGGGGGCUGCUCAGGCAGCGGAAGAAGCGCUCGUUUCGGGCGUGGGUCGUCUUCGUCCUGCGAACGGUCAGGGAAGGGGCACUGGAGACGGUUCAAAGCCUGGGGGCCUGUGCGAACAACUUCGGGGCUUAUUCGCAUCGGAGGGUGAAAGUGUGGGCUGAAGUGUAUGGGAAGCAGCUGCCGCAGCCAGUGCAGGAGGCGGCAAGGCAGAUUGUGGGGCAGGGGUCCCUGGCAAUUCGGCGGUGUGAAAAGGCCCUUGACGGGGUGUAUGACUGGGGACAGGGCCAGUUGGCGGGGAAGCGGAAUCGUACGCCAAAGCCCCGGCACAAAAGCGGAGGCGGCGCCUUUACAGUCCUGAUGGCAUUCCUAGUGUCUCUUCUGACCCUGCGCCUGAGUUGGAACCUCCUCGCACUGAGUGGGGGGGCCCUUCGCCCAGCCGUUCCAGCCCCCCCGGACCCGUUCGACGUCGUAUACAUCCUCCAACAACUAGAGCAAGAGACUGCCGCCAGUAUGGGGUGGGGCCCCGGAGAGGAGGAAGAGACGCGGAAGGAAGAGGUGGAACGGGUCUCGAUCCACGAUCUGAUGGUACUGAAAGAGCUGAAUGAACGGAAGGAACGAUUGGCGAUAACUAGAGCGGCGGAGGAAAGGGAGAAGGCGGCGAGGGUUGCGGAGGAGCAAGGGGUUGCUGCUGCGGACUCUAAAAGGAAGGGAGUAGGGGGGAGCGGAAUGGGGAGCCAAGUCGGGGUGGGGAAGACUGCGGGCGGGAAGAAGGGGCGAUAUUUCGGGUGGUUGGAUAAAGGGGGGGAGGAAGUGAUCUGGGAAGCGCCCGCGUUUUCGGAGCAGACGCACCUGCGGCUGCGGCACGGGAAUGCAAUUCCUCGGAUGGGGUUCGGAACCGCGGGGCUGGGCAAUCAAACCAAGCAGGCGGUCUUAUGGGCGAUCGAAGCUGGCUACAGGUUGUUCGACUCGGCGACUGCGCGGGAGUGGUACCGCCAGGACGAGUUGGGAGCUGCCAUCAAGGAGAGCGGGAUCCCUCGAGACCACCUGUUUCUGGUAACGAAGAUCCAUCCCCGGGACAUGACGAUCCAGGGCACGAAAGCCGCGCUAGCGGGCGCUUUGAAGGACCUCCAAACCGACUACGUAGACUUAGCGUUGCUGCACUACCCGCGCUGCUUCGAGCAACUAGAGGGGUGCUACAAGAACGGGAAGGUCGUCCCAGGUUCCUGGAUGGACGGUUGGACGGCUCUGGAGAAUCUGUACUGGGAGGGCAAGGUGCGGGCCUUGGGGGUGAGCAACUUCGACAUGCGAGAAGCGGGCGCUGUUUGCCGCUUCGCUUCCAACAAGAUACAACCGCACGUCUUCCAGGCGAACUCCGACCUGAUUACCAGCAACGCAAGAAUACGAAGGUGGGCCAUUUACAAGCGCAUGCUGUUCAUGGGCUACAGCACGCUGGGUAACCAGUGGGUUUCGCAGGGUUACGAGCCUAACCCGGUCCUCUUCAACCCGGUCGUUGAGAGGAUUGCCAAGCUCCGCAACUGCACCGCGGCGCAAGUGGCACUGCGGUGGGCGCUCAAUUGGGACCAGGUAAUCAUUCCCCGGUCACACACCCGGGAGCACAUCUUCGAGAACUUCCGGGUGUUUCAGGGGGAGUGCGAGGUUGACGGGGCGGAGAUGCACGCUUUGAACGCCCUAGAGAAAAUGGGGGUGGAUCGGGUGAUGGAGACAUAUGAGGCGACGCAUCAGAGCUGAAAGUGGGGGCACGCGGGCGGAGGGUUUGUUUCGGCACUGUUAAAAUUAUUUGCGACCGGCUUUUUAAAAAGGUACUAACCAAGGUGAUUAACCCGGCUUGUCAGUGAGCGCCUCUUCAUCGGGAUAUGCUAAUCAAACACGUGUUUGACGGUCAUGAAGCGCAUCUGGCAGAUUGAUUCCUGACAGAAGAAAGCUGUGGCAGGAGGAUUCUUAUAUCAAGUUAGAUGUAUUCCGGCCUUCUCAUGGUAACUGUUUAGCAGACCGUACAUGGUCGGCCGUCUUGC
This is a messenger RNA of Klebsormidium nitens, 2937 nucleotides long. The record is from the annotation of a GenBank genome assembly. NCBI's taxonomy places the organism in Eukaryota, Viridiplantae, Streptophyta, Klebsormidiophyceae, Klebsormidiales, Klebsormidiaceae.